Venturia canescens is the source of this 3354-nucleotide messenger RNA. RefSeq lists its product as uncharacterized. Bases 185 to 2410 code for a protein of 741 amino acids. Gene Ontology annotation, cellular component: plasma membrane. The record is from RefSeq and is a predicted model, not a curated record. The transcript is spliced from 5 exons. Gene Ontology annotation, molecular function: Wnt-protein binding. Gene Ontology annotation, biological process: negative regulation of Wnt signaling pathway. NCBI's taxonomy places the organism in Eukaryota, Metazoa, Arthropoda, Insecta, Hymenoptera, Ichneumonidae.
UCGAACGUUUAUGGUGGGCGUUAAAAAGUUGAGAGUUUUACCAGCAAUUGGAUGGGAAUUUGUAGUAUUUUGGGGGUAAGAGGGAAUAAAAAACCAGAAAUUCGUGCAGUUAUGUCGUUUCGGUGGCUACGAUAGUGGAAGAUCGGGCUGAAUCGAGGGGGAGGUGAAAAGUGGAGCCGCCGUCAUGAGUUGGCACGUGGUUUUAGCUGCGCUCGUAGUGGCUGGAGUAUGCGAGGGAGCGAUUUGGGGCCCUGGAAGGGACGAGGACCGUUGCGAAGCUGCCAUCAAAGAAACCAUCCGAGAAGAUCGCGCGACAAUCGUCGACGAGACACCCAACAGACUACACUCAACUUGGUUAUCUCAAGAAUGCGAAGUUCGUGCUGGCCCCGAGUACGUUAUUAGAAAAUACACUUUUUUUGAGAACGGCACAUUUCUGCUUUUGCGUCACUAUUAUGCCGAGGAAUCCUGCAGCGUUGCCAUGUACACCGUCGCAGCACGCGGAGUCAUUCGAGUUUUAUCGAACUCGAAUGUCGCGCCUGGUGCGAGCGAUGCGAGGUUUCAAUUGGACAGAGUUCACAUCGUUCCUCUCACUCGGCAGGUGGCUCAAAAGUACAGUCAUCGGGUGAACUUUUCUUGCACGCCGCAGCCUCGGUGGAGGCCGUACGUGCCGCAACUGAUCUACGAGCAGCCCUCGAGAAGAUUUUCCAACUUCUUGUGGCAAGGUCCAAAGUACAACACUUUGCAGCCCCGACAUUAUCAAGCGUCGAAGAAGCACCGGGGCAUCGACUGCCUCGAGGCUCUGGGCAUCGAGUUCGGUGAGCUGAGGCUCGUGAGAGUUCAGAAAAGGACUUCGAUCAUCAACGCGUUUGACCUCGGCUCGAGCGAUAUACCGAGGAUCGAGCUUUACCUCGGUAGUUUGCCGCCGAACGUUUAUUCGAGGAAGACGCACAAAUCGACGUCGCUACAGCCGACGGCUUUGCUCCGAGCCGAUACCGUCAAAGGCUGUUUGGUUUGCGGUGCGAUAUCCCGCGGGACCGAAAGCAGUCCGCCGUUGCUCCACGAGGUGGCCGCGCUCCCGGCCCUCCUCGGUGGGUCCUGGUUGAGUUCGAGCUGCGAGAGUUGCGAGGGUGGCCUCUGGAUAAAGAGGCAGCUCGAGGUCUACGCCGGAGACAGUUUGUGGACGGGUCGUUGGGAUUAUUACAGCGAUCCGAGAUGCGCGGUGUUCUUGUACGCGGUCACAGCAGCAGGGAGCUACAUCCAGCGUCCAGGACGUCAAAGGCGUCACGGCGAAGAGUCCCCCGGGCCAGAGACGUUCGAGCAUUUCAUCGGCGACGACGAUGCCCGAGGAGCCUCCUCCGUUCGAGCGGGCCAAUCAACCGCGAGCUUCGUCGAGAGGCCCAGACGCUUCGCGGAUGACAAAACGCCCGUCGAGGCUUCGCAGCGGCGUGACGAAACGGAGAAACGGAGCAGCGACGACGACUACAGAUCGAAGAAAACACUUGCCGAAUGGAUGACGCCGGAGCUGGCCCGUAACUUAUUCGAGAUUUAUGGCUCGAAGAAAGAAAUGAGCGGGGCCAUGUUGCCGAGCGCUGAAGAGUUGGACGAGGCCAUAGGCACUUUGGCGGCUGACGGGCCCGUCGAUAACUCGGAGAAAGUCGGUUCGAGCGAUCGCCCAAACAAGACCACUUCGGAGUCCCAUUUUGCGAGUUCCAACAAUGAAGAAUCUUCUGAAAAUUCGAGAAACGCUCAAGAUCCCUCGGCAACGAGUCCGACCCCGCCGUCUUCCACCGGAGAGCGCAAGUCCCGAAGGAGUCUAGAGAGCGAAGACUCCUACCGACACUUGUUACAAAACGCCAAACCUUCCAUGGCCGACGCGUUCGCCGCGAUGUUGCGCGGAAAUCAGCGACGCGAGGAGACCACGAGGAAGCCCAUGACCUCGUCCAUCCCCGCGGGAACGACCGAGCUCGAUCUCCACGUCGCCGAGAGCCUUCUCGUCGCCGGUGAUCUUGCCAUCGCUGCGAGAUGCGGCGCACAAAUUUACGGCGACGAUCGUGAGCUCGGGAACCGCGGACUGAGGGUCAGACCCCUCGUCAAUUGGCCUAGAAGUUGUGUCAAACAUGCUCUCGAAGCCCCGUCCACUCUUGGACUCCGAGCUCGGGUCGGCGUCAACUGGAGCGGCCAGUACACUCUCCUCCUCGGACCGAGGGACGAUCACCUCUGGGAAGCUCCUCUCCAUCAAUGCGGCCCCACGCCUUCGCACAACCCGGCCCUUCGAGCCCAUCUCCGAAGGAGCGUCGGCAUCCGUUACGGACUUUAUACCUCGGCUGCUGCUCGAUUUUCCGAUUACUACGGAAAAUCAUUCAUCGUCCAACAAUCAGUGAUGCUGCUUUGCUAUCUUUUGUACCGAUAAAAAGAAGGUUUUGCAGCUUUUUGUCGGCUGAUCGCGAGCCUGUGUCGUUGAACGCUUAUUAGAGACUUGAAAAUCGACGCGAAGUUUCGUGCGCCUCUAACGUUUGCGUUCAAAAUGCCACUCGAAAUGAAAAUUUAUCGGUUUUUUAUCUCGCACGAAAAAAAUAUCGUGACGCUCGUUUCACGGGUGCGAUUUUCUGGAUUUUGAUCGGGGUGCCUUUUUCGUGAAACGAACGACUCUUCAACGCGAAUUCGCACGAACUUUCGAAGAUUUAUCACGCGACUUAAGUUUUGAUAAGGCGUGUGCCUUCGACUGCUGCCUUCGAAUGACUCGAAAUUAUGCUAUCACGAGACCAACGAACGGUCGAAGAUAGCAUAAUUUGUCGUGACUAAUCGUUUAACUGUGACAAAAUAUUCAAUGAAUUUUGACAGUUUUGCUUUGACUGUUUCGUAAUCGUAGGUUUGUUGCGUUUUUUAAUAUGAAAUAACACAAAUUAUGAUCUCCUUCGGAAUUGAUACUCAAAUUUGUUCUCGGUUUGUGCCAAAGUCUUGUAAAUACUCUUUAAUUAAGGUGUAAAUAUGUGGAUAAUUCGCUUAGGACGAACUUUAGUUUUAGUUGCGGAUCAGCCUCAAAUUGGACUGUCCAGGGACGCAUUUCAACCAGUGAAUUUUAUGUUCGACAUGAAACUUCCUCUUUCGAGAGCAAGUCUCGAAAAUGCACGUGAAAUUUUAGAUUCUCGACUAGUUUUAUUCGCGUUUUAGUUUUUUUUAAGUCUGGCCCUUAAUUGCGGCUACGGGAUGAAAAGCCCAGUGAAUUUGCAUUAAGGAGGGUGGAUAGCGACGAUACAACGUUGCCAUGCUAAACCAUGUUAAAUACAUUAAAAAUUUCAAAAUGAUAUGAAUUUAAUAAAAUUUGGUGAACGUAUUCUUUACUGCUAAAUUUGA